AUGCGCGCUGAUGAAUUCACAGGUGAUCUUGACUCGCCCAAGGCACCCAAGAGUUUGAAGUUACAGAACUCAGAUUCCUCUAAUGCAAUACUCGACAAGAAACUCGAUCGUGUGCUAUCACAAGCUGUUCACAGUGAUCCGUCCCUGGAAGAACUUCUCCAUCUCAGCCCCGUAUCUGUCGAAGAAGAUAUACUGCCUCAAUUUGACUCGAUUGCUCGCUCUCUCGUGCAGGAUCAUCAUCUGGUGGUGUCGAACGGAGCGACGCGCACGGCGUACCAGAUACUGGAAUUGGAACUAUACUACUUCAGACCUGGCUGCCACGAGGACCCGUUUACGCAUGGGAGCGAGGAACAAAAGGAGAGCGGACAAUGGUACUUCCAUCGCGCUCCGCGCAAGUCUAUCACGUCCUUGGACUCUCCCGUCGGAACGAACGGGUACAGAGGAGGAACUCGAAAGGGUCUCGAUCUGACAAUAAGCAGCUCCAGGACACGCGUCUCGCAGGGUUUUGCUGCCGAGACGUCUGACGCAAGCAGCAAACGCCCUAAGGAUCGUGGUGGCGUUCUACUGCGAACGAUUCGUCGAUGCUCUGACGCAAAGGUAAUAUCGGGACCUUCUCUACUCGUGGAUGAGAUCCUCCGUGCUAGCGGAGCGUCGAGCAUCACAGAACUCGUCACAGUGAAGUGGAAAGGCUGUAUCUCUGCUUUUCCUCCGACCGCACAGGACAAAGGUUUCGAGGAGACGCCGGUCAUAUCACUGAGCCUCGAGCGGAUAGAGCGCUUUCCGGACACCAUGCGGCCGCGAAUCUUCCGCUCUCCCAGAAUCGGUCUCGAUUUGUCGAACCCGGACAUACCCUCAGACCGCCCACUUACGCACCCUCGCGUGAUAUUCGUUUCCCGGCCUUAUCGGUUUUUCAUCCAUCCGCACCUGCUCACAGCGAACGGGCGUGGCCAAACGUUCCUAGGAGUGUACCGAAGCUGUGAAAGCUGCGGCACGAUGGACGAAUACCAAUUGCUGAACGAAGUCGUGCGAUUGACUGGACUCAAAAUGCCUACCGCAGUUAAAUACCUCAGUGAGUACAAGCGAGGAGUCACAGCGGGGGAAUUGAGAACGUUCAUUGGAGCGAGCGGCAAGGGAGCCUCGGCGUCUCCUAUGUCCUUCCUGAAACUCAUGGGCAUCCUGCAGAGGCUGCAGGGUGAUCUGAACAGUGUGAGCCAAGUCGCACUAGACGGCCGUUGCACGUCAUACACUUGA
This is a messenger RNA of Laetiporus sulphureus 93-53, 1251 nucleotides long. RefSeq lists its product as uncharacterized. The record is from RefSeq and is a predicted model, not a curated record. Bases 1 to 1251 code for a protein of 416 amino acids. The transcript has 2 exons. NCBI's taxonomy places the organism in Eukaryota, Fungi, Basidiomycota, Agaricomycetes, Polyporales, Laetiporaceae.